Molecule: messenger RNA, 477 nt
Organism: Spinacia oleracea (spinach)
Lineage: Eukaryota; Viridiplantae; Streptophyta; Magnoliopsida; Caryophyllales; Amaranthaceae
Exons: 2
Coding region: 1-477 (158 amino acids)
Source: RefSeq, a predicted model, not a curated record
AUGUCGAAUCUUACAAAACUUGAAUUUGUGCCCCUUGAUAUUACUGGAAAGAACUAUUUGUCUUGGGUGUCAGAUGCUGAAAUUCACUUAGAUGCAAAAGACCUUGGUGAAACAAUCAAACAAGGAAAUAAAGCAACAAGUCAAAACAAAGCUAAGGCUAUGAUAUUUCUUCGCCAUCACCUCCAUGAGACACAAUACCGUGAAAAGGGAUUUAAGAAAUAUUUUGAACUUGUAUCUUGUCUCCUUGUGGCUGAGCAAAAUAACGAGUUAUUGAUGAAAAAUCAUAAAUCACGUCCAACUGGUUCUACUCCAUUCCCUAAAGCGAAUGUGACAUCCCAUAAUGGGAAAGAAAAAUAUCAUGCCAACAAUAGUGGUCGAGGACGUGGUCAAGGACGUGGACGUGAACGUGGAUAUAGAUAUGGUCGAGGCCGAGGCCGAUGUGGUUCUUUCAAGAACUCGUAUCCACACCAGAAGUAG